Ceraceosorus guamensis is the source of this 1870-nucleotide messenger RNA. RefSeq names its product putative UTP-glucose-1-phosphate uridylyltransferase. Gene Ontology annotation, molecular function: UTP:glucose-1-phosphate uridylyltransferase activity. The coding region runs from base 191 to 1711 and encodes 506 amino acids. The record is from RefSeq and is a predicted model, not a curated record. Gene Ontology annotation, cellular component: cytoplasm. NCBI's taxonomy places the organism in Eukaryota, Fungi, Basidiomycota, Exobasidiomycetes, Ceraceosorales, Ceraceosoraceae. Gene Ontology annotation, biological process: glycogen metabolic process; UDP-alpha-D-glucose metabolic process. The transcript is spliced from 8 exons.
UCUCACUGGCCAAAUUCAUUCAAGUCGGUCGUGAGUUGGUGAUUGCUACGUAGGCCUGGCCAUCUUCUAAAAACGUGGCUCAAAUGAAAUCCCUUUGCUCUCAAUCCACAUCAGAUCCGCCCAGCCUCAUCCCCUCACUCCGCAUCGUCCGCACGCCUCACGCUUAAUCUAGUCCAGUGCUUCUUUCAUCAUGUCGACCUUGUCCACUCCUCAGACAGGUGCGCCCAUUAAGGCCGCCCGCACUCGCGGAGCCUCUCACAUCGACUUCAAAUCGGCUACCACUGGUGUAGCUGCAAAGGCGAUGCGCAAUGAGGUUAACAAGCUCGUUGCAGGCAUUGAAGACCCUGUUGCACGCAAGGCUUUUGAUGCGGAGAUGAGCUCUUUCUUCACACUGUUCAAUCGCUAUCUUACCGAGCGGGCAAAGGGCGAGAAGCUCGACUGGAACAAGGUCCAAGCUCCUGCUCCCGAGCAAAUCACCCCAUACGCUCAGCUGAAGGAUGGCGCGGAUCCUUCCAUUCUCAACAAGCUUGCAGUGCUGAAGCUCAAUGGAGGUCUCGGAACGACCAUGGGCUGCACUGGACCGAAGAGUGUCAUUGAGGUCCGCGAGGGCAUGACUUUCCUGGACCUUUCAGUUAGGCAGAUCGAGCACUUGAACUCCAGCCACAACGUCAAUGUCCCUCUCAUCCUCAUGAAUUCCUUCAACACUGAUGAUGACACAGCUCGAGUCAUUCAGAAGUACGCAAACCACAACGUCGAGAUCCUCACCUUCAACCAAUCACGCUACCCUCGUGUGAACAAGGAAAGUCUCCUCCCUUGCCCUCGCAGCGCCACCUCCGACAAGAGCUUGUGGUACCCACCCGGACACGGAGACUUGUUCGACGCUAUGCACAAUUCUGGCUUGCUGGACCGCUUGAUUGCUGCAGGCAAAGAGCACAUCUUCGUGUCAAACGUUGACAACUUGGGCGCUGUGGUGGACCUGAACAUCUACCAGCACAUGAUCGACACGCAGGCUGAAUUCAUUUCUGAGGUCACAGACAAGACAAAGGCUGAUGUCAAGGGUGGUACUCUGAUCGACUACAACGGAACCAUCAGAUUGCUAGAGAUUGCCCAGGUUCCAAGCGAGCACACUGAAGAGUUCAAGAGUGUCAAGAAAUUCAAGAUCUUCAACACCAACAACCUGUGGCUCAACCUGAGGGCUAUCAAGCGCGUGCUUGAAAAUGAUGAGCUUGACCUCGAGAUCAUUGUCAACAACAAAUCGCUGGACAAUGGCGAGGCUGUGAUUCAGCUGGAGACAGCAGUCGGCGCAGCUAUCAAGCAUUUCCGAGGUGCAAAAGGCGUGAACGUGCCCAGAUCUCGCUUCCUGCCAGUCAAGAGCACCGGAGAUCUCUUGCUAAUCACUUCAGACCUGUACACAUUGGAGCACGGCAAGUUGCUGAUGAGCGCUUCAAGGCAGUUCACCCAAACUCCCGUCAUCAAACUGGGAGACACCUUCAAAAAGGUGGCCAACUUCCAGAAGAGGUUCAAGACGAUCCCGAACAUUGCGGACCUGGAUCACCUUACUGUCUCGGGAGAUGUGGUUUUCGGACGCAAAGUCAUCCUUGCUGGGACCGUCAUCAUCAUCGCCACCGAAGGCAGCCACAUCACCAUUCCGGAUGGAAGUGUGCUGGAAAACAAGCUGAUCAGCGGCAACCUGUCCAUCAUUGACCACUAAGUCCGGUUGGUGGACACGCGUCAAGCUGUGCUCAGAGCGGCACCAUGGACCCAAGACUGCAUUAGACUUCUUGCCCGCUCUCACCAAGUGCUCCGUUGUACAUAUUCGCACAAGAUCGUUACGAGACUGAAUGCGAUCCGCCUGCUUGCUAGACUUCUU